AUGUACUCCAACAUCAUCAUCGUGGCCGUGGCCGCCGCCGCCCUCUUGGCCCCCUCGAGUGCGCUUACCAUGCGCAACAAACACGUCGGUGACUUUCGUCUCUUCUCGCACCAGGGCUGCUUUGACGGCAACCUUGGCGUCUGGACCGUCAUAGACGAUGACGUCGCGCAUCAGCCCUGCCAGCCCAUGAACGACAUUGCUGUUCACUCCGUCAAUGUUAAUGCCGUGAAUGGCGCUUGCAAAUUCUCCCUUUACGAGGAUGCGGAUUGCAAGGCCGGCGGGCAAAAUACCACGCAGGGCAACUGCUACAAUAGCGCUGCUGGCUGGAAGGCGUGGAAGAUGACGUGCUAG
This is a messenger RNA of Metarhizium acridum CQMa 102, 351 nucleotides long. RefSeq lists its product as uncharacterized. Lineage: Eukaryota; Fungi; Ascomycota; Sordariomycetes; Hypocreales; Clavicipitaceae. The record is from RefSeq and is a predicted model, not a curated record.